Molecule: messenger RNA, 2774 nt
Organism: Jaculus jaculus (lesser Egyptian jerboa)
Lineage: Eukaryota; Metazoa; Chordata; Mammalia; Rodentia; Dipodidae
Gene: Sybu
Product: syntabulin
Exons: 7
Coding region: 61-2034 (657 amino acids)
Biological process (GO): axonal transport of mitochondrion; synapse maturation
Cellular component (GO): cytoplasmic microtubule; vesicle
Source: RefSeq, a predicted model, not a curated record
GUGCCUCCUCCUGGACGGCGGCGGCGGCGGCGGCGCGGGGAGCCGGCGGGCGGCGGCGCGAUGGGGCCCCUCCGGGACAGCAAGAAGGAGCAGAGAGUGCAGCAUCAUGAAAAGGAGAUUUCCAGAAGCCGGAUUCCUCGCCUGAUUCUUCGACCUCACCUGCCCCAGCAGCAGCAGCAGCAGCACAAAGUGUCCCCAGCCUCCGAGUCUCCCUUCUCGGAGGAAGAGAGCAAAGAGUUCAACCCUAGCAGUUCUGGGCGCUCGGGGAGGACAAUCAGCAGCCACAGCUUCUGCUCAGAUGACACGGGCUGUCCUAGCAGCCAGUCGGUGUCCCCUGUGAAGACCCCUUCAGACACGGGCCACAGUCCCAUCGGCUUUUGUCCUGGCAGUGAUGAAGACUUUACCAGGAAGAAAUGCAGGAUUGGAAUGGUUGGAGAGGGAAGCGUCCAGUCAGCUCGCUAUAAGAAGGAAUCAAAGGGAAGUCUCAUAAAGCCAGGUAGUGAAGCGGAUUUUAGCUCCUCCAGCAGCACCGGCAGCAUCUCGGCUCCCGAGGUCCACAUGUCUACAGCGGCCAACAAGCGCUCCUCUUUCUCACGCAAUCGAGGUCCCCACGGACGGAGUAAUGGAGUGCCAUCUCACAAGUCUGGCAACAGCCCACCAUCUCCACGGGAAAAGGACCUUCUGUCCAUGCUGUGCAGGAGUCAGCUGAGCCCCAUAAGCAUCCACCCCAGCUACGCCCCUUCUUCGCCGAGUAGUAGCAACUCAGGCUCCUACAAAGGAAGUGACUGUAGCCCAGUCAUGAGGCGAUCUGGAAGAUACAUGUCUUGUGGAGAAAACCAUGGCGUCAAACCCCCAAAUCCAGAGCAGUACUUGACGCCCCUGCAGCAGAAGGAGGUCGCCGUGAGGCACCUGAAGACCAAGCUGACGGAGUCUGAGCGCCGACUGCAUGAGAGGGAAUCUGAAAUCGUGGAGCUGAAGUCCCAGCUGGCCCGCAUGCGUGAAGACUGGAUUGAAGAGGAGUGCCACCGGGUGGAGGCUCAGCUGGCACUCAAGGAGGCCAGGAAAGAGAUUAAGCAGCUCAAGCAGGUCAUCGAGACCAUGAGGAGCAGCUUGGCUGAUAAAGACAAAGGCAUUCAGCAGUAUUUCGUGGACAUUAACAUCCAGAACAAGAAGCUGGAGUCCCUGCUGCAAAGCAUGGAGAUGGCACACAAUGGCUCCCUGAGGGAUGACCUGUGCCUAGACUUGUGUGAUUCCCCAGGGAAGAGCUUCCCGCUGAGCGCCACAUUUGAGAAGAUGGCAGAUGGCUUAUCUCUGGAAGAGCAGGUCACAGAGGAGGGAGCCGACAGUGAGCUGCUGGGGGGAGACAGCAUGGCCGAUGGCACUGAUUUGUUGGAUGAGGUGGUGACAGCCGCUACCACAGAAUCUGGUGACCUGGAGCUUGUGCAUUCCACACCGGCAGCGAAGGGCCUGGAAGCUCUCCCCUUGGAAGCCAGCCAGGAGGAGAGCAGCGUGCUGGUGGUGGAGCAAGCCGUGCAGACCGACAUGGUGCUGUUCAGCCCUGCCUUCUCUGAGCUCAAGCUGCCCAGCUCCUGUCCCUCCAGCUCAGCAUCGCCCGAUGAUGCAUCCUCCGGAGCUGACUGGAUGGAGAGCUUCCCAGAAUCCAUCUCUGCCUUAAUGGUCGAUUUAACUCCAGGAAGUCCGAACUCAGCCAUCCUCCUGUCUCCCGUGGAGACGCCAUUCUGCAAGGCAGCUAUGGAAACCAGUGCAAACCGCCUCAUGAGAGAGCUGGACUUUGCAUCCUGCGUAGAAGAUAGCAUCCUCUCGCAGGGGGCGGUGUCGAGGCAGUACUGGAGCCGCAGCUUCGUGGUGGAUCUCCUGGCCGUGGCCGCUCCUGUCUUACCCACUGUCCUGUGGGCAUUCAGUACUCAGAGGGGGGGCAUCGAUCCCGUGUACAACAUCGGGGCCUUGCUCCGGGGCUGCUGUGUGCUGGCCCUGCACUCCCUCCGCCGCACAGCCUUCCACAUCAAAACCUAAGUAGAAGUCGUUACCGUGUGCCAAUGUGUCCUGUGUGGCGUGGUGCCAGGUAGAGAAGCAGCAGGUCGAUCUGUGGCAGUCUUGAGUCUGUCGUUUUGCUCCUCGGUAUUUGAUUUGCACUAUAGUUAGUUGAAGCCUGUUCACUGUUUCAAACCAGAGGUUAUCGUCAAAGGCAUGGAGACCCGGUUCUGGUAAACGUCCCACCAGUGUGGUGUAGAAAGCAUGCUCAUACCCCUGCCGUGUCGUCUGAGGUGCCCGUCCUUAUCCUCGUGGUUCAGGAAAAGAAAAUGCAGUUUGCACUUUCACCGCAGCCUCCCUGAGGCUGGCAUGUUAUCUCCUUGCUUUGCUUUGUGCCCUUUAAAAAAAAAAAAAAAAGUGUCAAUGUUCCAGCAUUCCAAUGGUUGUGUGCAUAGCAGGGGGCUGUAACCAAAAAUAAAAGUGUACUUGUGUAACCGGUUCAAAGAAGUCUUGAAUAGCGCUUUAGUGUCUCACUUGGAGUUGAUAAAGUUUGGGUGUUUGAUAUUUUUUACUAAAAGUAGCUGCAAAGUGUUCAAUGGCUGGUGUGUUCUUGAACCUGUUAAUUGAUAAAACUGUAUGUAAAUUUACAAUGUACUAACUUAUUUUUUGCUUAUUACAUAUAGUGUUUUAUUGGAAAUUGUUUGUAGCCACAUACUUCAGCAUGAUGAAAAUAAAGAUUAGUGUUUCCAUUUAAAUAAAUGUUUUAUCUGCCUAUAAAAUGA